Syngnathus typhle (broad-nosed pipefish) is the source of this 2052-nucleotide messenger RNA. RefSeq names its product potassium channel, subfamily V, member 2a (gene kcnv2a). The coding region runs from base 1 to 1641 and encodes 546 amino acids. Gene Ontology annotation, cellular component: voltage-gated potassium channel complex; membrane. Gene Ontology annotation, biological process: protein homooligomerization; potassium ion transmembrane transport. Lineage: Eukaryota; Metazoa; Chordata; Actinopteri; Syngnathiformes; Syngnathidae. The record is from RefSeq and is a predicted model, not a curated record. The transcript is spliced from 9 exons. Gene Ontology annotation, molecular function: voltage-gated potassium channel activity.
AUGUUGAGACUCCUCCGAGCUCGCAGCAGGAGUUUGUUUCCCGGAUACAAAUCAGACAGCAGAACAGUCUUCAAGGAACCAAGCAAUUAUGGGAAUCUAACCAGGAUCCUUGUGAAGCCAUGGAAUUCUAUGCAGGAACUAGGGCGAGAUGUUUAUGAUCUUUAUGCUGAGGAUGAAGAGGAGUAUGCAUCGCCACCUCGCACGCUGCUGUCGCCUUCAGAGCACUUCACACUCAACAUCAAUGUUGGUGGAACGGUGUACCACCUGCCCUACAGGUUAGUUGUCAGAUAUCCCAAAACACGGAUUGGCCGCCUUGCCACAUUCACAGACCACAACAGGAAGCUGGAACUAUGUGACGACUACAUUGUGCACAACAACGAGUUCUUCUUUGAUCGGGACCCCACUGUUUUCCAAAAUAUCUUCAACUUUUAUAGGACCGAUGUGUUAUGGAUUAAAGAUGAGCUCUGCCCUCGUAACUUCCUGGAGGAGAUCAGUUACUGGGGGGUCAGGCUCAAAAACAGCCAACGCUGCUGUCGCAUCUCAUUCGAGGAGAGGCAGGACGAGCUGAACGAGCAUCUGAAAAUACAGAAGCAGCUUAUGGCAGAGGUGGAGAUUAUGGCAUUGGAGGAAGAUGAGGCCUUGUAUCAAAACAUGAUCUUUGGACGCACCCGCUGGAAGAUCUGGAACAUGAUGGAAAAACCCUUCUCUUCUGUUUCUGCCAAGUUGAUGGCUGUUGCAUCUGCCAUGUUUGUCCUGAUCUCACUGGUUGCUAUGACGCUAAACACCGUCGAUGAGAUGCAGUAUAAGACGCCAUCAGGACAGCUCAGCAGCAGGUUCUACGGAGAUCACGUGGAGAUUUUCUGUAUCGCUUUCUUUACGAUGGAGUACAUUCUCCGCUUGCUGUCUACGCCCAACAUCAGAAGCUUUGGACGCAGCGUCCUAAAUUCUGUCGACCUGAUUGCCAUAUUACCACACUACCUGCAGAUUGUCCUUGAGUGUUUCGAUGAAGAGGAUACACAUAUGCAUUCUGGAGACAUUGAAGCCAUGACACGUGUUGGGAAGUUGGGUCAAGUUCUGAAGAUUAUGCGAUUAAUGCGGAUCUUCAGGAUCCUGAAGCUGGCUCGUCACUCAACAGGCCUCAGAGCCUUCGGCUUCACACUGAGACAUUGCUACCAGCAGGUGGGCUGUUUGCUGCUCUUCAUUGGCAUGGGGAUCUUCAUGUUUUCAGCCAUGGUGUACACGGUCGAGCGUGAUGUUCCUAACACCAAUUUCACCUCCAUGCCGCUUGCGUGGUGGUGGGCAGCUGUAAGCAUUUCCACGGUGGGCUACGGCGACAUGCUCCCAGAGACCAACCUGGGCCGCGUCUUUGCCUUCGCCUGCAUCGCCUUCGGCAUCAUCCUCAACGGUAUGCCCAUUUCCGUCCUCUACAACAAGUUCUCCGAUUACUACGGCAAGCUCAAGUCGCAAGAGUAUGCCGCCAUUACCAAGGCCCGCGGCGAUGUGCAGUUUGCCCGAAGAGCUGCCAAGAAGUUUGCAGAAUGUUAUCAGGACAGCCUUCAUUUGAGAGUGUCACGGCUGCAGUGUCAACACAUUGAGACAGAAGAGAGCACUAAUGGCAGAAGGCUGUUAUGGCCACAUUGACAACUCAUGGCUGUGACUUUUAUUUACAAUUACAACCUUACAAAUCACCUUUGACCCCUAGUAAAUUGUUGGACUCAUUCUGAAGGACAUAAUAUAAUGAAAAUCAAGACAUCUUUUCCCAACUUUGUAAUAGCAUCUUUCCUUUCUUCUAAAUGUCAAAUUGUCUGGAGGAGAACCAAUACUGCAAGUGAGGCAUGUCUAACGAGUUUGCAAGCAUGCUAAGAGUACAUGAGGGAGAUGCACUAUGAAGGCGAGCUAAUGUGUAAUGGAGACAAGUGUGUGAUGCAUGUAGGUGCUAACAAACUGCCCAGAUGGAAUCUUUACAUGCAAUGAAUUUGUCAACAUUUCAAAGACAACUGUAAUUAAAAUCAAUUGAAACUUUACAUGAAAAUAUGAUCACAUUUUAUAAAA